Molecule: messenger RNA, 1902 nt
Organism: Erigeron canadensis
Lineage: Eukaryota; Viridiplantae; Streptophyta; Magnoliopsida; Asterales; Asteraceae
Product: 3-oxoacyl-[acyl-carrier-protein] synthase II, chloroplastic-like
Exons: 13
Coding region: 198-1805 (535 amino acids)
Biological process (GO): fatty acid biosynthetic process
Cellular component (GO): chloroplast stroma
Molecular function (GO): 3-oxoacyl-[acyl-carrier-protein] synthase activity
Source: RefSeq, a predicted model, not a curated record
AAGUACGUAUUGUUGUUGGGGUUGUUGAUGAUACCCCCUACUUACCGGUAUCAAUUUCAUUUAUAUAUAAAUAGGAGUGCGAUUGGAUUCGAUCAGCCGUGGUUGGGUUGAAUAAAUAAUAAUAAAAAUGAAUGACAUGGAAAAUAGUAUUUGGGUUUUGAAAGUGCAGACUCUUUAAUUAGAAGAAGAAAAGGAAAAUGGUGGUGGUGGCGGGGGGUUCACCACUCUUGCGUACGUGGUUAGUCGCCGUUACUGUUCCCCUCGACAAUCCUCCUCCUCCUCCCUCUCUAAGAAUCAGAAUCAGAAGAAGAAGAAAUCAUCUUAUUUCUUUAUCAUCAUCAUCCGCUGGCGGCCGUAGAUUCAUCAUGCCCUGUGUCGGUAUUAAGAAUUCUAUAUUGGAACCCUCCUGUCAAGAUUUCUAUAAUAAUAAUAAUAAAUCUUGUUUCCUCGUCAAUCGCAUUGAUCACAAACAACCCAUCAUCAAUCGUGCUGCUACUACCCAAACCGGCAAAACCAUGGUGCACCCUACAAAAACUAAGAAGAAAGCAGUGACCAAGAAAAGAAGAGUUGUGGUUACGGGGCUCGGUGUGGUAUCUCCCGUUGGCCAUGCUGCUGAUGUUUUUUACGACAAUCUGCUUCAAGGUGUCAGUGGCAUUACUCAUAUUGAGGCUUUCAACUGUGACCAGUUUCCCACCAAAAUCGCAGGUGAGAUCAAGUCGUUUUCUGCCGAUGGAUGGGUGGCACCAAAACUUUCUAAACGGGUGGACAAGUUUAUGCUUUACUUGCUAGCUGCUGGCAAGAAGGCCUUGGAAGACGGCGGUAUUACCCAACAUGUCAUCAAAGACUUGGAUGUUGCUAAAUGUGGCGUGCUCAUUGGCUCUGCCCUUGGAGGCAUGAAGGUGUUUCAAGAUGGAAUUGAAGCAUUGAGAAUUUCGUACAGGAAGAUGAAUCCGUUUUGUGUACCAUUUGCAACAACCAAUAUGGGCUCUGCCAUGCUUGCUAUGGAUUUGGGUUGGAUGGGACCAAAUUAUUCAAUUUCUACAGCCUGUGCUACUAGUAACUUUUGCAUAUUAAAUGCGGCCAAUCAUAUUAUCAGAGGUGAAACUGAUAUGAUGCUGUCUGGCGGUUCUGAUUCAGCCAUCAUUCCUAUAGGACUGGGAGGGUUUGUUGCUUGCAAUACUCUUUCGCAGAGGAAUGCUGAUCCAACUAGAGCAUCACGCCCGUGGGAUGUGAACCGUGAUGGGUUUGUAAUGGGAGAAGGUGCUGGUGUGCUCCUGCUAGAAGAGUUGGAACAUGCCAAGGCAAGAGGUGCAAACAUUUAUGCAGAAUUCUUGGGAGGAAGCUUUACUUGUGAUGCCUAUCACAUGACUGAGCCUCAUCCUGAUGGGACAGGAAUAACCUUGUGCAUAGAAAAAGCUUUGGCUCAAUCAGGGGUUGCUAGAGAAGAUGUAAAUUACAUAAAUGCUCAUGCUACGUCUACACCAUCUGGUGAUUUGAAUGAAUAUGAAGCCAUAAUUCGUUGUUUUGGUGACAAUUCCGAGUUGAAAAUAAACUCCACGAAAUCCAUGAUAGGUCACCUGCUUGGGGCAGCUGGUGCUGUUGAAGCAGUGGCCACGGUUAAGGCUAUUCAAACAGGAUGGCUCCAUCCAAAUAUCAAUCUGGAAAAUCCGGAUGUAGGUGUGGAUAAAAAUGUGCUGGUUGGUGCGAAUAAAGAACGAUGCAAUGUAAAGGUAGCACUGUCCAACUCAUUUGGCUUUGGAGGACACAAUUCAUCCAUAUUGUUUGCCCCUUACAAGGAUCAGUAACUUGGAUGAUGGGGGUACUGAAUCCCUUUUCUUAUGUAAAUGUACAACUCUAAAUGCUUGGGGUGGUAAAAGUUAAUAUAAGAUCUUUACUUUCAAA